AAUUUUGAGAAAGUCGAAGUCCUCUUUAUACUACCGGCCAACAUAAAUGCACCUAACUCAACUCUAGUGCGUUGAGUUUUCCCUCCCUCCCUCCUCACACCUUUCUUGGACCCUCAAAAUCUAUGGAGAAAAGAGCGGGAAAGUGAGGCAAAGUGAGGGAAAGUGAAGGAAAAUUUUAGUGAGCAAAGGAAAAUAGAGGGAAAAUUGCAUAGAACUUUUUUGAGAUAUUAAGAGAAAGAAACGGUAGAUUGAGGGGAAAAAAAAGGAGAGAAAUGAAGCACAUUUUCAAGAAGCUACACAAAGGUCAUAAUCACGAGCCUAAUCGGACCAACGAGACGCCGCCGCCGUCUCCGUCAUGCGCCAUCGAUCAUCAACGUACCAUGUCUGGAAACUCUCCAACGAGUCCCUCCACAUUAUCGCCUGCUCCGCCUGCUGUUCGGACGAGCUCCGGGAAUACUACAGCAGCGUCGACUGUGUUGGCAAAUAAUAGUACCGAUUACAUGUCGUCGUCGGAGGAGUUCCAGGUUCAGUUAGCUCUAGCGAUCAGCGCGUCGAAUUCGGAGGAUCCCGAGAAGGAUCAGAUCCGCGCGGCGACUCUGCUGAGCUUGGGCGGCCAUCAUCAGAUGGAUACAGGCGAGGAUAGGGAGGAGGUGCCCGCAGAGGAUUUAUCGAGACAUUAUUGGUUGCUGCUGGUUGGUUUUGGAUUGCUAGGGUUAGUGCAAUUUACUCUCAUAGUAGGUGUUUUAAUGCACCAGGAGUACAGUGUGCUUGAUCACGAAGAGAAAGUGGUUGAUGGUUUCUAUGAUGUGUAUGGGCCUUCCACAAAUUCAGCACUCCAAGGAAAAAUGUCAUCUCUUGCAGAUCUUGAGACAAAUCUUGGGAAUUAUGGCUUUGAAGUUGUGAUUGUCAAUUGAACAAUUGACCCUGUCUUAGAAGAUCUGGUGCAAAUUGCACAUUGUAUUGCAUUAGAUUGCCUGCUAGUAAUGUUAGUGUUUUAGUCCAAAAGCUUGCCGAAUUUGUUACAGGCCAUAUGGGUGUACCUGUUAAGGAUGCUAAUAUAAUGUUGGCAAGGUGGAUGGAAAGGAGCACGGAAUUGAGAACAUCUCUUCAUACAAGUUUGUUGCCUAUUGGGUCCAUUAAUAUAGGAUUAUCUCGGCAUCGUGCUUUACUUUUCAAGGU
Molecule: messenger RNA, 1179 nt
Organism: Rubroshorea leprosula
Lineage: Eukaryota; Viridiplantae; Streptophyta; Magnoliopsida; Malvales; Dipterocarpaceae
Source: the annotation of a GenBank genome assembly